GAGUACUCGCCGCUCUUCUACAUCACCGUCGUCUUCGUCUGCUUCCUGGUCACCAGCGGGCUGGUGCUGGGCUGUGAAGGAAGUUUCCAGAGAAAAGGGUUUUUACUUUGGAAUCAGCCAGAUGGCACAAGACAGGAGGCAUCUUUAUGUGCUGCUGCAGAGAUUAACUCCGUUGAAUCUUGGGUACUGAAUAAAUAAAACAGCUGCUGCACCUGGUCUCUUUAUGGGUUUGGUUUGGGUGUUCCUGUUAUUCUGAGAAACUCUGAAGAGACAGAAUCCAGCGCAAGAGUGUUGAAGAAGCAGAUGAGGCAAGUGAAGAAUCCUUUUGGGUUAGAAAUCCCUCGUCCUUCUGCAGCUUCAGUAACAAAGGGCAUAACACUGACACCUGAUUGUCUGGAAGACUGUAUUCUCACAUGCUACUGGGGCUGCAGUGUUCAAAAACUCCAUGAAGCGUUGCAAAAACAUAUCUACUGCUUCAGAAUAAAGACUCCUCAGGCAUUAGAGGAUGCUCUAUACAGCGAAUACCUCUAUCGACAACAGUACUUCAUAAAAAAAAAUGACAAGGAAGAAAAAUAUUGUCAGUUACCAGAAGAUGCUCAAGUUGUUGAUUUUGGUCCAGUGCCUAGAUCUCGCUAUCCAUUGAUAGCUUUGUUGACUUUGGCUGAUGAAGAUGACAGAGAAAUAUAUGAUAUUAUAUCAAUGGUGGCUGUAAUUCAUGUUCCUGAUGAGAGCUACAGACUUUCCUGUAGGAUAUUACAUCAGUAUCUACUUCUAGCCCAAGGUCAAUGCCAUGAUCUUAAGCAACUCUUCAUGUCUGCAAACAGUACUGCACCACCUUUGAGCGAUACCUCCCCUGGUGAGACAAGCACUGACAGAAGCUUGCUGGAAAAGGUCGGGCUGGCUGAAGAUGAUUCAGAACUGCAUGAAGAAAAUAGUAAAGACUGUGUGGUUUGCCAGAAUGGCGCAGUGAACUGGGUACUCCUGCCCUGUAGGCACACAUGCCUGUGUGAUGGUUGCAUUAAAUAUUUUCAGCAGUGUCCAAUGUGUAGGCAGUUUGUUCAAGAAUCUUUUCCACUUUGCAGUAAAAAGGAACAAGAUGAAGAUGAAUCAACACGUAUCUUGCAAGAUGUUCUUCCUGGAAGAGUUUUUUAAUGGCAGAAAAAAUAGAAGAACUUAAUUGUACGCUCCAAGAUUAAAUGUAGAAAACAGACUGUUUAUGGGAGGGAUAUGUAGCAUUAACUUGUAGGGCUUGCUUUUAAUUGUAAAAUAACUUUCAGCUUCCUUAUUCAUGUUUGCUCCAUGUGCCUGCAAGAACAGAACAUUUAUCUCUGCAGUAUGGACAGAAGUAGUGCGUAGGAUAUCUUGGAAAGAUGUAAUUAUUUUUAUAACUUCGUACUAGUUUUUCAUGGAGUAUUAUUGGAGGCUAUUUUGAUUACUAAGUUUAGUUUAUCUACUAACAAAGAAUAAAACUUACAAGUGGCAUUGAAAUGCACGCAGCUCUUUAUUUAUUAUAUUUAAAAUACUAGACCAAUAUAUCAUUUUAUUUCAGUAUAAUUUAGAAACAUAGCACUUUACAGAACGUGACAAAUGAAGGAAAGUAGAUCUUUAUUGUUAAAUCUAUAUAUUUAUUUUAUAGAUGAAGGCUGGACUGUGGCAGUAGGGGUGUGUGUGUGUAUAAAACCUGAGCCAAAGCCCAUUGGAAUCAAUGGAGAGAUUCUUGUUGACUGUUGUUGGCUUGAACUGAACCUCAGUGACACUUUCACGCCUGAGCCUUCACAGCAUCACCUCGAGGUGCGGGCUUUCAGUCUGGUUAGCUAUGGGCUGUAAGAACUUGCUGUCCGUGUAAGUGUUAGUUAAUUACUGUGUGGAGCGAUAACUUGGGCAGUAUUGCUGCGUUAUUCUUGCAUGAGUAGCCUGCUGUUGUGAAUUUCUAAUGUUUAUAUUUGCAAUGCCAGAUUGGAUGAGAACAAGUUAAUGAUUUACUUUUUCUUCCUUAUCAGUAGUCCCAGGAAAUUUAUUUACUCUAAUAAAGAGAGAAACUAAAGAUCAGAAGAAAAUAUUUGUUUCCAAUUGUGUAUUGUCAAAAGCAAUAAAAAUGGCUUGUGGAGAAGA
Messenger RNA from Rhea pennata, 2112 nucleotides. RefSeq names its product cell growth regulator with ring finger domain 1 (gene CGRRF1). The record is from RefSeq and is a predicted model, not a curated record. NCBI's taxonomy places the organism in Eukaryota, Metazoa, Chordata, Aves, Rheiformes, Rheidae. The transcript has 7 exons. The coding region runs from base 304 to 1152 and encodes 282 amino acids. Gene Ontology annotation, biological process: negative regulation of cell growth.